Messenger RNA from Schistocerca nitens (vagrant locust), 723 nucleotides. RefSeq names its product citron Rho-interacting kinase-like. Lineage: Eukaryota; Metazoa; Arthropoda; Insecta; Orthoptera; Acrididae. The coding region runs from base 1 to 723 and encodes 240 amino acids. The record is from RefSeq and is a predicted model, not a curated record. The transcript has a single exon.
AUGAAUGAACAAUUAGCAGCCAAUCAAGUGAAAGUCCAGGAGCAAUUAGAAGCUAAUCAAGCGGAAUUAACUAAUAAAUUAGUAGAGAGUUUUCAGAAACUUGAUGAUAAAUUAAAUAAAACGGUGGAAGAAUUGAAAAUUCAGAAUGAAAAGACAGAAUUAAAAUUAGCUGCUCAAAUUGAGCAAAUCACUCAGCAGUGUAAUGAAAAAGCGAAGAAGUUACGCCUAGACCUAACUGAGUAUGUUGCUACUAAGCUUGAUACUAAUAAAGAGCAGGUCGAGUCAAUCUCACAGAUAGUUCAAGCACAAGAACAGAUGCAAUGUUCUAUCGCGGUAAUUCCGGUAUUAGUUGAAGUUCAAGAUGAAAUAAAGCAACAAGUAAAUGAGAUGUCAGCAGAUAUGCAGAAUUUGAGACAAUCACAAGACAAGAUCCCGAAGGACAUCCAAAAUUUGGAUAAAUCCAUAAAUAACAUAAAGGAGAGACAAGACGAGGUUGAUCAUAAGGUAAACAUUCUCGCGGGAAAAUUCUCGCAGUUAAGUUUAGAAAGGCAAACCAUUUCUUCAGACAAUAUAGAACAUAAGGUCAGAGCAGCUAUGCCAUCUAUGACCGAGAGUUCUGAAGAAAAUUUAUUUAAUAAAGGUUUUCGAGAAGCCAUAGAACAACUAGGCGAAGAACUUAAACAAUGGAAAGAAAACAUUGAGAGAUUAUUAAAUCUAUCUUGA